AUGUCGCUUCUUGAUGACGUCCCUGCAGGCGUUUAUUUGAGCUUGAGUCCCUAGUGAUGUUUGCAGGAGUACUAUUAUAAAAUAACACCGAACAGGAACAUUGACGAGCGGUUCGAGGAUGCCUUUAAAAUGUUUACGUUUUGCAGCAAAGGGAAUAUUAUUACGCAGAGCACUGCUCGGGGAACCAAGAUACGGUUCAGGGCAGUUUGCUUCCUUGAGGUUGGCUAGCUCUGAUGGGAAAUCGGAAGCCAAGAAAACACCACUAAGAACACCAAAAACCCCACAAGGUCGAUUUGAUGUUCCUGAACAAGCUCCCAAGGAGAGGGAUCCUCUGGAAAGAUUUCCUGAUGACAUAAACCCAGUUACUAAAGAGAAAGGAGGACCAAGAGGUCCUGAGCCAACUCGAUAUGGGGACUGGGAGAGAAAGGGACGAUGCAUUGAUUUUUAAUCAAACAUGAAAGCCAUAAUAUACUUUCAUGUCUUGUCUAAGAAAUGUUAAGUGAAGAGGAUGAUGAAAUACACUGAUCAAUUAAAAAAAGAUAAUGAACAAAUCCCCGUUCAUUCUGUUUUCAGAACUUUUUUGUUUUUUCCAAAAAGAAAGCAACUCCUCUGUAACAAUAUGCCUGGUGGAGAAUGUGGUAGCGAAUUACAAUUAUAUUUUUUAAUAAGGGGCUUGCUAAAUAUUCACCCCUAUACCUAAUAGAUGAUGAAUUUAAGACUUAACCUAUGGUAUUACUUAAAUACAUAUUUGGCCUAUGGUUACAGACUUCUGAAACACUCAUUAUGGCCUGGAUUUUCCACUGUGGGCAAAUUAAGUACUUGCGUCACUACAACUACCUGGUACGUACUGUAGUACCGUUAUUUAAAUGCACCAUAUGCAGUUUAAUAAAAAAGAAAUAUAAUUAUCGAAGCCUUUGGCUAUAUGUUCUAUUAUUUUUCUUGUAAGUUAUAGUAUUUAGAAAUGGCAUGAAAAUAGGACAUCUAUUUUAUUAGGCAUUGUGUAUAUAAAAUGGUGUAACAAUAUAGUUGUAUAUUGUACUGUUUUUCAGGAGCAUCAAUGCAUUGCCUCUGUACAAUAAAUGUUAAACUGCAGUAAACAAGUUUUUAUUACUUCAA
Molecule: messenger RNA, 1116 nt
Organism: Acipenser ruthenus (sterlet)
Lineage: Eukaryota; Metazoa; Chordata; Actinopteri; Acipenseriformes; Acipenseridae
Gene: sdhaf4
Product: succinate dehydrogenase complex assembly factor 4
Exons: 3
Coding region: 119-448 (109 amino acids)
Biological process (GO): mitochondrial respiratory chain complex II assembly
Cellular component (GO): mitochondrion
Source: RefSeq, a predicted model, not a curated record